AUUGGAUCUCAUAAUGAUAAUAACUGAUUGAGGUUCAUUGAAUAUUCAUUGGUGAUCCAAAACAUAGGCUGUCAACUAUAACUUCAUCCUAUCUUUCACUUUUAUCACUUCAUCACCUGUUAAAUAGUUAACUUCAUCCUAUCUUUCAGUUUUGCUCACUCUACCUUCUAAAUUGGCUCAAUGCUUCUGAUAGGUUUGAAUUUUUUGUCUGGCUCUCUUCAUGAUAGUUGCUAGGUCAGUGGACUGUGACUGUUGGGCAGAGGAAGAAACAAACCUCAGUUCAAGGUUACAAAGGAUUUAUGUGUCUACAAUGAAAUGGGACAUCAGCCAAUGAUCAGCAGGAACAUAAAGCUAAUAAUUUUCGGGACCAAAUCCUUCAGAAAUAUCUCCUUUCGCUACUGGUUGUUCAAUUUGCGUCUUAUGGUAAUGACUUCGCCUUUUUCAUGUAUUCAAACAAUUAUAAGUUGCUUUCUGGAGGGCCCUAUACCUUCUACCAUUUCAUCCUUGACAAGCUUAACUAACUUAUAUGAAUCCUCUUAGUUCAUUCUGUGUUAACAGUAGCCAUUGAAAUUAUACCGAGAAAGUACUGUCAUCUUUGUUCCGAUGAUUUUCAGGCAGAUCACAAACUUAGAAGGCAGGGUGUAGACACCACAUUUUGUCCGGGUCAAAACAUAUUUUUGUUUAAAAUUUGCAAUAGC
Molecule: messenger RNA, 698 nt
Organism: Linum tenue
Lineage: Eukaryota; Viridiplantae; Streptophyta; Magnoliopsida; Malpighiales; Linaceae
Source: the annotation of a GenBank genome assembly